AUGGUGUGUGUCGAUUUUCCUUCAUGGGUCUUUUCUAAACGAAUUGUUGGCGGUCAUCGAAUAUCCAUCACGGAAACACCUUGGCAAGUAGCCGUCAUUCAGUCGGGAUCUUUCAUUUGCGGUGGUUCAAUCAUUAGCUCGACGUGGGUGAUGACUGCGGCCCAUUGCGUUUACGGUGAUCUCAAUAAGUCAUAUGCAGUGCGCGCUGGUUCUACAAGUUUCAAGAGAGGCGGUCAGUUGCGCAAAGUUAAUCGUAUCAUUUACAAUAGCGGUUACAAUGCCAAAACAACUGCCAAUGACAUUGCAUUGUUACGUACAGCUGGGCAGUUCAAUUUCGGUUCAAAAGUGCAAGCCGUUGGACUUCCAACGUCCGAUCUUGAGCCCAGAAAGUAUUUGGUUAGUGGUUGGGGAUCGGUUAGCGAGAAUAAGACACAUCCAACCAAACACUUGCGUGGAGUUAAUGUGUACAAUGUGGGACUACAGCGUUGCAAACGGAAUUACCGUGAUGAGAGUCCAAUCACCAGCAAGCAAAUCUGUGCAUCCGCACGAAAUCAGGAUGCAUGUCAAGGUGAUUCGGGCGGUGCUUUGGUAAACCAAAAAACACAGUAUGGUAUCGUAUCUUUCGGUUACGGCUGUGCCCGGCCCUCUUAUCCGGGCAUUUACACGAAAGUAUACAGAUAUCUUUCCUGGAUUUCGAAGACAAUGAGUUCAUAG
Messenger RNA from Anastrepha ludens (Mexican fruit fly), 714 nucleotides. Its product is annotated as trypsin alpha-like. The transcript has 2 exons. The record is from RefSeq and is a predicted model, not a curated record. NCBI's taxonomy places the organism in Eukaryota, Metazoa, Arthropoda, Insecta, Diptera, Tephritidae. Bases 1 to 714 code for a protein of 237 amino acids. Gene Ontology annotation, molecular function: serine-type endopeptidase activity. Gene Ontology annotation, biological process: proteolysis.